Messenger RNA from Ceratina calcarata, 1453 nucleotides. Its product is annotated as neurogenic locus Notch protein-like. Gene Ontology annotation, molecular function: calcium ion binding. The transcript has 6 exons. The annotation marks the transcript as partial. Gene Ontology annotation, biological process: axon guidance; Notch signaling pathway. The record is from RefSeq and is a predicted model, not a curated record. Gene Ontology annotation, cellular component: plasma membrane; cell surface; signaling receptor complex. Lineage: Eukaryota; Metazoa; Arthropoda; Insecta; Hymenoptera; Apidae.
CAGCGCGUUAAGCGAACAAUAGGGAUCCCAGAAGUGUUUCGGACGCGGUCGUGUUCGUAUACGGUUGCCGUAUGCUUUUUUUCUCGUGUUGCCUCGCGCGUACGUGUAGAAACAACUUAGCUGGACGUAUCGGAGGUGACGAUAGCUUUCGGACGAUGUGCGCGGUCAAGUGAUUACCUACGCGGAUUUUCUUCUCGACUCCGAGUGUGGCAACGAGAGAAGUGUCGUUCGUUCGUUCUCUGUCUGUCUUUCCCUUUAGUGUGUGCACCCGGCCCCCGAUGAGUGUGUGUUUGUCCGAUGUGUGUGGAUAAAAUUCACGGCAUCAUGCUGCCACGACGAAAAUUGGAUUACGCAUCGAUGGCGUGCCUCCUGCUGCCACUGUUCCUCGUCAUUUCGCUGCCCGUGGUGUCCGGUUUUGUGUCGUGCUCGCCUAGUCCAUGCAAGAACAGCGGAGUCUGCGUGUCGUCGCCGCGCGGCGAGUCGCAUUGCCAAUGCACGCCAAAAUAUGUGGGCGAAUACUGUCAGCAUCUGAAUCCGUGCCACACGGGCCCUCGCUGCCAGAACGGCGGUUCCUGCAGGGUUAAGGAAACCAUCGGCGGUGGCACACCCUCGUUCGCGUGUUCCUGUCCCGUCGGAUUUACCGCCAGCCUCUGCGAGAUACCGAUUGAGAACGCUUGCGACUCGGCGCCGUGUUUGAACGGUGCCACAUGCAAUCUAAAAUCCCUUCGCGAAUAUGUUUGCACCUGCGCCAUUGGAUUCACAGGGGAGCACUGCGAGCGACAAGACCACUGCGCCUCGUCGCCGUGUCGAAACGGGGCAGAGUGUCUGUCGCUCGAGGACAGCUACAAGUGCACGUGCGCACCGGGCUUUACGGGUCCGAAUUGCGCGGACGACAUCGACGAAUGCGACAGGAACCCGUGCAGACACGGCUCCUGCAAGAACACUCACGGAUCUUACAAAUGCAUGUGCUCGAGCGGAUACACUGGCCAGAAUUGCGAGAACGAGUAUAUUCCCUGCGACCCGUCGCCGUGUAAAAAUGGGGGCACGUGUCGUCCGACGAUCGAUGGUUUGGAUUACGAGUGCAGCUGCCUCGAGGGUUUUCGCGGCGAACAAUGCGAGGAGAACAUCGACGAUUGUCCGGGCAACCUGUGCCAAAACGGAGCUACGUGUAUGGACAGAAUAAACGAAUACUCGUGUCUCUGUCCACCGUCGUACACGGGCACCCAGUGCGAGAUGGACGUGGACGAGUGCUCGGUGCGGCCCUCGUUGUGCCACAACGGUGCCACGUGCACCAACUCGCCCGGUAGUUACUCGUGCAUAUGCGUGAACGGCUGGACCGGACCGGACUGCAGUGUCAACAUCGACGAUUGCGCGGGAGCCGCCUGUUUCAACGGCGCCACGUGCAUAGACCGCGUCGGCAGUUUCUACUGUCAGUGCACUUAUGGAAAGACUG